Oreochromis niloticus (Nile tilapia) is the source of this 4166-nucleotide messenger RNA. RefSeq names its product erythroid differentiation regulatory factor 1 (gene edrf1). Lineage: Eukaryota; Metazoa; Chordata; Actinopteri; Cichliformes; Cichlidae. The transcript is spliced from 26 exons. Bases 157 to 3942 code for a protein of 1261 amino acids. Gene Ontology annotation, biological process: positive regulation of DNA-templated transcription. The record is from RefSeq and is a predicted model, not a curated record.
GCAGUGUGGCGUUUCCCCCAACCUCAACUCCAUGUCUUUCUAAACUGAAAAAAAAACCAAAAAAAAAACAAGCGUGCAGAUUUAAAAUACUUUACAAAAAAAAAAAAAAAAAUCAAGCAGAGGACAAACCGAUCAGCACAAGCGCCAGAUGUAGGUAUGAGCGCAUCAACUGGAGACGGAGAGCCUUGCAUCCCCUUGGAUAAUGCAAAGGAAGAAGUCAGUGGUCCUACCUGCACUGGAGACAACAGUAAACAUGAAUCAGCAAUAUGCUCAGGCAGCAGUGAAAUCAAAAGCCGUGCUGUGGUCAAGUACUGUGCAGCCCCACCACCUACCAGCUAUGCCCUUCUGCAGGAAAAGACCGACUUGAAGCUACCUCCUGCCAACUGGCUGAGAGAAAACCCCCAGCUGGGCACCGCUGGGACCACUAUAUUAGGAUCUAGCAGCAAGAGCAAGCCCUUUUCCAGUUUUGGGAUGGCGUACGAGUUCAUCGAUUGCAUCGGAGAUGAUGUUGAUGUGGUUUCAGACUCAGAGAACAUCAAGAAGCUUUUGAAAAUUCCCUACAGCAAGUCCCAUUUGAGUAUGGCAGUUCAUCGUGUGGGGAGGACUUUGCUUUUAGAUGAGCUGGACAUUCAAGAGCUUUUCAUGAGAUCCUCUCAGACAGGAGACUGGACAUGGCUGAAGGAGUUUUACCAGCGGCUAAUAGAUCAGAAGUGGCAGAGGAAAAAGAAGAGUAAGGAGCACUGGUAUCAAAAAGCAAUCCUGUCAAAGUUUCUCUAUUAUAGUAUAAAUGGUAAUGGGGCUGCCGAGCCUCAAUCAGAUGGCCUGAAUGAAGGAGAGGAGGAGAGUGGUGCUGAGGAGUUCAGCUCUUCAUGGCCUACAGCCUUCACUAGCACAACGUCUAAUGCAGAAGAAUCAGAAGCUCCCAAACAGGAAAGUGUUACCGUCGACAGCAGUUUUGCUUUGGGCCAGGUGACCUCUGUUCCCAAAGAGCAAAACCUCCCUACAAUCUUCAAUGAAGGAGAGAACGGCCAGGGUUUAAGAAAUGACUUUGUACGAAACAUCAUGUGGACUUUUGAAGAUAUACAUAUGUUGGUUGGGUCCAACAUGCCUAUUUUCGGAGGUGGCCGUUAUCCUGCCGUCAGUCUGAGACUCAGGGACAACAAUAAACCAAUCAACAUUCUGACAGGUAUCGACUACUGGCUUGAUAAUCUGAUGUGUAACGUCCCAGAACUUGUCAUGUGUUUUCACGUUAAUGGCAUUGUUCAGAAAUACGAGAUGAUAAAAACAGAGGACAUCCCUCAUCUGGAGAACUCGACUUUCUCCACGAGAGUCGUGAAAGACAUCGCCCAAAAUGUCCUUUCUUUCCUGAAGUCCAACUGCACUAAGGAGGGUCACACGUACUGGCUUUUCAAAGCCAGUGGGAGUGACAUUGUGAAGCUUUAUGAUCUUACGACUCUGUGUGAGGAGGCUGAGGAAGAGAAAUAUCAGAAUCCCUUCACUCUUCCUGUGGCUGUAUUAUUAUACAAAGUGGCCAGCAACUUGAUGCUAAAAGCGCGGCAAAACAGAAAGCACUAUGGCACAAUCAGAACUCUGCUGCUAAACUGUGUCAAACUUCUGGAUCAAGACAGACAUCCUCAGAUCAUCGCCUCUGCCCACUAUAUGCUGUCAGAGCUGUUCCAGCUCGACGAGCCUCUUGAAGAAGAUGGAGGGGAGUCGCUGCGGGCCGGUGGUUCAGAGGACAGCUACAGUGACGAAGACAGGGAGGAGGAGGAAGAAGAGGAGGAUCUGACGGAGGACAGCGAUGAUAAUGGUUCCUACAGUAACUGCUCCAGCCCGCAGGAUGAUAGCAAAGCGGUGGCUGUGAUCCGCUCUGUAGGGGAGCUGUCAGUCCCGGAGAAGUAUAGAUCCACUCACCAGAUCAGACCAAGUUGUGCUUUCCCCGUUUCUCAAGACAAGGAAGAGAGAUGCAGACUUGUCCUGAGCUAUGUGCUUAAGGGAUUAAAGGCGGUGGAUGGCAGCAUCAAGAAGGAGAGCGAUCUUCCAGCUGCUGACCCCAACACACCCAUCCCUCUCAAAUAUGAAGACAGAAGUGCUACUGGAGCCUGUGCAACUGAGAAAGGCAUCUCUCUCCUGCUUGAAAGAGCAGCAGGUCCCUUGCAAGGGGACCAGAAGCACACGACACGCUCAGGGAUGAUCCCUGGCUCCUGGCAGCAUCAUAUGAAGCUGAAACUCUUCUUCAAAGCCUCCAAGGCCUACUAUGUCCUCUCUGAUGCGGCCACUAACUUGCUGAAGUAUGGGCGGGCGUUGCGUUACAUCAAGCUAUCUCUGCAGUGUUAUGAUGCCUAUUGUUCAGUGAGCGGUACACUGCACCCACAUGUGCUGGUGUUUCACAGCCAGUGCCUGUCUCUGUGUGGGGACAUCCAGCUGAUGUUGGCUCAAAAUGCCAACAACAGAGCAGCUUACCUGGAGGAAUACAGCUACCAGACCAAAGAGGACCAGGAGAUUCUGCACAGCCUGCACAGAGAGAGCAGCUGCCAGGCCUUCAGCAUGGCAACAGACCUAGCGAUGGACCCGGAGUACCAGCUGUUUGUUAGCAGUAAGUGCUAUGAGGCAGCAUAUGAACUACUUGUCUCUGAGCCUUUGAAAGAUCUUACUUCAGAUCAGCUGAGUCAGGUUCUCAAACGACUGGGGAACAUACGCAAUGAGAUGGGAGUCUACUACAUGAACCAGGCUGCAGCCAUGCAGGCUGAGAAAGAGGUAUAUCACCAGCCUUUUUAUUCUCCCGUUCCCCUUCUAGUGAAGAAAUCUGUGUCUGCAGCAGAGCAGGAGAUGUGGAAAAAGAGCUUUGGCUUCUUUGAGAAAGGGAUGAAGGACUUUGAAGCCAUUGGGGACAGCACUAACACAGCCUUACUGCUGUGUAAUACUGGCAGGCUGAUGAGAAUCUGUGCCCAGGCCCACUGUAACCUCUCUGGCGAUGAAAGCAGAGGAGAGUUUUCACCCGAAGAGGCUCUUUACUACAACAAGGCUAUAGACUACUACCUGCAGGCCAUGAAAGCAUUGGCAAGCAGAGAGAAGCACUCAGCAGUGUGGGACAGUGUAAACUGGGAAUUGUCCACUACGUACUUCACACUGGCCACCCUUCUGCAGGACUAUGCCCCAGUAUCGAGGAAGGCCCAGGAACAGAUUGAGCGAGAGGUGACCGAAGCAAUGAUGAAGUCUCUAAAGUACUGUGACCUGCAGACUGACUCUGCUCGGCAGCCGCUCUACCAAUACAGAGCUGCCACCAUCCACCACCGCUUGGCUUCUAUGUACCACAGCUGCUUUCGCAAUCAGGUGGGGGAUGAACACUUGAGAAAGCAGCAUCGGAGCUUGGCAGAGCUUCACUACAGCAAGGCUGUCAGUUUAUUCCUCAGCCUCAAAGACGCACCCUGCGAGCUGCUCCGCACGUUGCUGGAGAGGGUGGCUUUUGCUGAGUUUACGAUGGCAGGUCAGAACAGCAGCACAGCUAAGCUGAAGAGCCUGACUGGAGCAAUAGAGAUCAUGACAGAAACCCGCCAUGCUUUCCAACUGAUUCAUAAAGAGCUGCAGGAGGAGCAGACAGAGUUGAAUGAACCAGACGCUGCUGAGUCAGCAGAGUCUUCCGAUGUAGCCAAUGGCCCAAUGGCAGGACUGAACCUCCAGGAAGUAAUGAAGUUAAUUGGCGUAUUUGAGCCCAGUUUCUCCUUCCUGCUCCUGCAGGUGAUCAAACUGAUGACGACAGCGAAACGUAAACCAAGCAAUAAGGACGAGGAGCUGCUGAAAACCUAUAAGAAUGUAUACUCCAAGCUGCUUCGUGCUGAGAAAAACGCUCCUCUUGUCAGCCGCGUCGAACUCUACGUUGAGCUCCUGCAGCAGCUGACGCAGCGGACAGGAAGUGACGACACAGGCACACGCAAGCCAUAACAAGGAAGACCCUCAAGAAUCUGACUCUGCUCUUUGGACCUCGCCAAACUUCCAGGUUACAUUUUGGAGAAGACUUGACAUCCUCAAAGAUGCGGUGACAUAAAAUAAUGGCUCAUAGUCACAAUAACAUUCAAACACUCAGGCAACCUGUCUUACUCUGAAUUACAGUCUCAAAGCUAACUUCACCUCCAGCGCCUUCAUCUUUUUCUAACAUUUGCGUCACA